Messenger RNA from Mycena indigotica, 1590 nucleotides. Its product is annotated as CDT1-C domain-containing protein. The record is from RefSeq and is a predicted model, not a curated record. The transcript has 4 exons. The coding region runs from base 1 to 1590 and encodes 529 amino acids. Lineage: Eukaryota; Fungi; Basidiomycota; Agaricomycetes; Agaricales; Mycenaceae.
AUGUCCGACCUUUACACCUCCCUUAAUGUCUCCCCACGCAAGAAGAGAUGCCCCCCAGAGCGCGACGAUGAUACUGUGAGCCCCAAGAAGCUCAGAAUGACGGCCCCCAGUCACCGCCCGUUCCCCUCACGCAAAUCAAAGCCAACUGAACUCCCCCAAAGCCUCUCUAGGCUAUGCACCAUCUACACCGAACUUCAGAGUGCUCUCUCACACGCUUUGGCCACCUGCGCCGUCUCACCAACAUCUGAUACUGGCAUCGUUCGAAACGUUCUCAAUCACAUAUCAUUGAGCACUUACACGGGUAUUACGACCAGUUUUGACGUCGAAGACCUUCGCAGACUUUGCUGGGUGCUGGAAUGGGAUGGCAAGACACGAUCUUCGUCGGUCUCAGAAGAAGAAAAUCCAUUUUUGGACGAGAAGCCGGUUCAGAAGGACUGGACCCGUGGAGGAAUGGGUGUUGUUAUUAGUGCCGCCUCUCAUCAUCUUCGUAUCGAAGGGAAACGAGUCCCAGCUUAUGGCUUGGGUAUUGAGGUCGAAAUGGACAUCGACAAGGAUAUGACCCCUGGCAUGGCUGCCGUUGCGCGUUGGACUGCCGAAAACGCUAAUCGUUGCAAUGCAUUCCGGGAUAAGCUACAGGCAUGGGUUAAGCUUCACCAAGACGUUCCAUCACUACCUGCACUCCCUCUUGCAGAUCUCCCUCGCUUGGCUGCCUCCAGCAAAUCUUCUUCUCUUACUCGAACUCUUGCUUCACUUUCCCCCAAGUCUGCUGCUCCGACUUUCAAACUCCCUGCGACACCUACCUCCCCAUCUCGUUCUCCCGUCAAAUCGAAACUUGCAGCACAAUCCGUGCCUAUUCCUUUCCCUCGUAUCGCCGGUUCGCCGACGAAAAACUCACUUGCUUUCCCCCAAACACCAUCCUCACGCACAGCGCGUUCUACAGAUGACGAGUUUUUUGCGCCACGUACCCCCAAAACUUCUCUGGUUUCUCCUUCGAAAACCGUUACAGUUCCUUCUACUCCAGUUCAUCAACGUGGCGCAAACGCAACAACAGUACCAGCUACACCUACAUCCUCGAGGCGACAAGCUCUCUAUGAACGCCUCAGACAACGAUCGAUAAGUGCUUCGCCAACCAAAGGGGCAGCCACGGCCUACGCAAGCGUUGUUUGCUUGGUCGUCUUGGGGGGUGUCGCUGAGGGCAUCUGGAUGCUCUUCUCUGCACCGACAGCCAGCGCUAGUACAACCGCCACGCCCCGCAAGCGUCGGGCCUUGCCAUUGACUGAGGUCACUGCUGCGGUUAUAAAAUCGUCGCCCGUUCCUAUUUCCUCUGCGGAAGCGGUCGACUCUGUGGCCAUGCUUGUAAAGCUUUGUCCGUUCUUCCUGAAACAAUUUGCUGUCGCCGGCGAAGCGUGGCUCGAAAUGCCAGCUUCGUCGACGAGUUUAGAUGCCAGCCCCUCAAAGAAGUCAGGACCGGCAAGUCCCGGAAACGGGCAGUUGUUGGUCACCCGAAGCCCACGCAAAGUAAAGAACGAGGCCGGUGGCUUGCGUGAAGUGCGGGAAAUUAUUCGUCGGGAGCUUGAGUUGCAGGACUAA